Raphanus sativus (radish) is the source of this 2604-nucleotide messenger RNA. RefSeq names its product protein NPGR1. Gene Ontology annotation, molecular function: protein binding. The record is from RefSeq and is a predicted model, not a curated record. Bases 288 to 2414 code for a protein of 708 amino acids. NCBI's taxonomy places the organism in Eukaryota, Viridiplantae, Streptophyta, Magnoliopsida, Brassicales, Brassicaceae. The transcript is spliced from 5 exons.
AAACACAGCGUGGUAGGCGCUGGGCUGGCUCUGCAAGCUUUGCUUAAAAGAGUGAGUGAUAUGAACAACACAGUGGAAAAUGACAAACAACCUCGAUUUCUGAUCUCUUCUCUUUUUGAUUCUUCCAUUUUUCUUUUUUCUUUUAAUUAAGUCAAAUUACUGAGUUUAUCAUUGAAGCUCCCAUUCGCGUUUCCUCAUCUCGUUGAUUUCACUCUCGCAGCUUUGAUUUCAAUUUCUCUUAUUAGUGAAUCCAUUAAUCGCAUAUCUGUGAAGGAGGAGGAAGAGAGAUGUUGUGUGCUUGCUCAGGCGAGCAGUUCCGGUUCGACGACCAGCCUGGCUCCCCGGAGUCACUAGCCACCAGAGAUUUCUCAGCUAGUGGCCUUUCCUCUUCCAGAACUCGAGGAGGAGGCGGCUCCGAUUGGGACUCAAAGCUCGAAGAGUCUCAAGUGGACGAAGCUGAAUCCACUCUCAAAGAAGCUCUCUCCCUCAACUACGAGGAAGCUAGGGCUUUGCUAGGGAGACUUGAGUAUCAGAGAGGUAACUUCGAUGCAGCGCUUCAGGUCUUCAAAGGUAUUGACGUUAAGAUCUUAACUCCCAGGAUCAUCAAAUCCAUUCUUCACACAACAACUACUCCUCCUUCUUCCAAACCACCACCACGCUCCAGAGCUUCUCCUCCUCCUCCUCCUCCCACCUCCAUGUCAAUGCAUUCCGUCAGCUUGCUUCUUGAAGCUAUCUUGCUUAAAGCCAGAUCAUUAGACCAACUCGGCUCUUCCAAAGAGGCUGCAGAGGAAUGCAAACUAAUCCUGGACAUGGUUGAAUCCGCGUUACCAAGCGGCAUGCCUCGAGUAGGAACCAGCGGAGGAUUCGACAAACUUCAGGAGGUUUUCCACAAGGCGCUAGAGCUGCUUCCUUUGCUAUGGACCAAAGCUGGGGACUUUCGUGAGACCGUCGCUUCCUAUCGCCGUGCUUUAUCCAGACCGUGGAAUCUGGAUCCCCAGAGGUUAGCUGUUACGCAGAAGUCUUUGGCUUUGGUUUUGCUUUACGGAAGCGUUGUUGAGGCGAGCCCCAAGGAGAGCAUGGAGGAGGCGAUUGUGUUGCUGAUGUUGCUCGUGAAGAAGAUGGUGGUUGGAGGGAUACGGUGGGAUGCUGAGCUCAUGGAUCAUCUCGCUUACGCUCUUUCGGUUGUUGGGGAGUUUGAAGUGUUGGCGAGCUAUCUGGAGAAGAUUCUUCCGGGUGUUUAUACUCGAGGAGAGAGAUGGUAUUUGCUCUCUCUCUGUUAUAGUGCUGCAGGGAUCGAUGAAACUGCCAUCAAUCUGUUGAAGCUGGCUCUUGGUCCUUCUGAAUCGAAGCAGAUACCUCAGACUUCUUGGUUAUUGUUUGGAGCAAAGCUAUGUUCUGAAGAUCCAAAACACUCGAGGGACGGCAUAAGUUUUGCUCAAAAGCUCCUCGACUUGGCAAAUAAUCAGAGUGAGCAUCUUUUGAGCCAAGCACACAGGUUCCUUGGUGUAUGCUAUGGAAACGCUGCGAGAAGUUCAAAACUAGACUCUGAACGGGUUUUACUUCAGAAGAAAUCUCUCUACUCUCUAAAUAAUGCUGCAGCGAUGGCCAAGGGUGACCCGGAACCGGAUGUUGUAUAUAAUUUAAGCGUUGAGAAUGCGUUUCAAAGAAACCUUCAGGCGGCUUUGGAUGGCGCGGUUGAGUAUUCUAGUAUGGUGGGAGGAGUUUCAACUAGAGGAUGGAAACACUUAGCUGCUGUCCUUUCAGCGGAGAGACGGCUCAAGGAUGCUGAAUCUAUUCUGGACUUUACCAUGGAAGAGGCUGGUGACAUCGAAAAGUUAGACCUUCUGAAGCUGAAAGCUGUGCUUCAGAUGGCUCAAGAACAACCUAAGCAGGCGUUGAAGACAUGCAGCAAUGUGCUGGCUGUAAUCCGGGGGCAGGAUAAAUCUGAACAAUCUGAGACUAUGCUAAAGAAAUAUGAAACGGAAGCUUGGCAAGACCUGGCAUCUGUCUAUGGAAAGCUAGGUUCAUGGUCAGAUGCAGAAACAUGUCUGGAGAAGGCAAGAUCCAUCUGCUUUUAUUCUCCCAGAGGCUGGAAUGAAACAGGUUUGUGUCUCGAAGCUAAAUCACUUCAUGAAGAGGCUUUGAUAUCAUUCUUCAUGUCGCUCUCGAUAGAUCCAGACCACGUGCCCAGCAUUGUUUCUGUAGCAGAUGUUAUGAUGAAAUCUGGAGGUGAUACACUUGCAACCGCCAAGAGUUUUCUGAUGAACGCCUUACGGUUAGACCCUAGAAGUCACGACGCGUGGAUGAAGCUAGGACAUGUUGCCAAAAUGCAAGGCUUAUCACAGCAAGCUGCAGAGUUUUACCAAGCUGCAUAUGAACUAGAGCUGUCGGCUCCGGUACAGAGUUUCAAUUGACUUGCAAGGACUCAGGCAAAGCUAAGUGAAAUCUUCUUCAGGCUCUAAACAAACUUGCAGAGUGGCCGGUUCUUGAGGACAAACUUUUUUUGGAUGAUUAGAGUUUGAAGUUGUAACUUUGUUGGAUGGUUAUGUUAUAUAAGACAAAACGGGUUAUCUCAAAAUCUACCUAGAAUGAAUGUCACAAGCA